Chara braunii is the source of this 2648-nucleotide messenger RNA. The record is from the annotation of a GenBank genome assembly. NCBI's taxonomy places the organism in Eukaryota, Viridiplantae, Streptophyta, Charophyceae, Charales, Characeae.
GACGGAAUUCCCUGAGUGACCUGUCCUUUCGCUAGAGCGAUCGGUUCCCGCGAAGGCUGGAGCGGUAUAGAGAAGGUGAGGAUUCGUCAGUCGUUGAAAAAGGGAAACGUUAGUCCGUCGUGCCGAUCCGUGCAACGACGAUGGCUGGUGGGGCGGUGACAGCUACAGCAGCCGCCAUGGGACAGUCCGUGCGAUCUCGAGCGUCACGUGAGAGCAUAGACUUGUCACGCUCCUCUCUCGUGACAGAGGUGCCGGCUCCACCAUCGCCGAUGGAUCUGGAGUUUGCAUUCCCCGGCCUGAAAGAGAAUGGCAAAGCCGAAGGCGAUGGAACGGGCGCUGUGACGCCAUCGCUUCCGGCAUCAGUGUCGCCGCCACCAUCAUCGUCGGUGGCAUCUGUGAUUCCAAGCGGCAUGGAGGUGUCGUGGAAUCGAGCGGCCGGUAUGAAGAGUGACUUCGUGGUUCAGGUGGGCGACGUGGUAUUCAACGUGCACAAGUUCCCUCUGUACUCGAAGACGGAGUACUUCGCCGCCAUAGCCGUCCACGACGAGUUAUCACGAAAGACGUUCGCGAGGCUGGACGAGGUUCCAGGAGGCGCCUCCACGUUCCUGCUCGUCGUUAACUAUUGCUACGGCUUCGACAUCGAGAUCACGGUCAACAACGUGGCAGCUCUUCGUUGUGCAGCGGAGUACUUGGAGAUGAAGACGGAAUCGCGAGCGGGACUCGCGAGGGAAGGGAACCUGAUGAUGCUGACCGACACAACUCUGCAACGUUUCCUCAGCUACUGGUCAGACGCUGUGGCCGUCCUCCAUCGCUGCGAACCACUGGUGAACACUGGGGAAGGGAGCGAGAUCGUCCAGCGCUGCGUCACCGCCAUAGCCAAGGCUUGCCAGACCACCUCCAUAGCCAAGGACAGCACGAAGAGGGAGGCGAGCUUGCUGGCUACCAUUCCGACUCACGAGUCGGUGCUGAGCCUACCCCUCACCCUUUACGUCAAGAUCGUGGAGGCCAUGUACGUCGCACGUCUCCCCGCGUCAGCGAUCGGCGCCUCGGUGGAGGCAUACUGCAGGUUAUGGCUGGCCAACGGGAGCCUGUCGGCCACCCCGUCGUCUAGUCUGGCCCUCCCCCUCUCUCCGGCUGCCGAUCACACCCAUACAAAAGCCGGUGGUGGCUCGAUUGCCCCCGGCGCUGAUAUCGCCGCCGACAGCACGUCGACGGCAUUUGACGCUUCGGACUGCGAAUGGCUAGCCGCUGUGACCGAGUCUGCUUCUUCGUCCGACGGCCCUCUCGAGUGUGUCCUUUACGGAGAGAGGGAAAGCCAACUUGAAGGAGGGUCAUGCAUGCCGGUCUCUCGUCUGCCACGGCAGGAGGUCCUGCGAUACCGCGAGAUUGUGGAGGCCUUGACCGACCUGCUGCCUGAGGACAAGCGCGCUGUUCGCGUUUCCACCCUGCUUAAGCUGCUGAGGUGCUCUGUUCUGUUCGAUGCAAGCAGCGAUGUCCGGCAAAGGCUGGAACGGAUGGCCGGCGCACGGCUGGACGAUAUGGAUAUCGAGGAUCUGAAUCUCAUUGGCACGGAUGUCGAGGAGUUUCUGGCGUUGAUCCGCGCUUUCAAUGCGGCCGCCGAGGAGGAUCUCGCGCUUGAUGACCACAGCUAUGGCGGCAAUGACCUGUCGGGUACUAACAGCUGUGGCGCUGCUGGUGAUCGUGCGUCGGUGAAGAAGGUUGCGGCAUUGAUAGACGACUACCUUCUUCGCGCAGUUAACAAUGGAAGCUGGCACAAUGACAGCGAAAUGCUGACGGGGGGAGGUGGUAGGGGUGGUCGCCCACUCAGUGCAGAGCAGUUCAUGGCCCUGGCUGAGUCCGUUCCGCCCGAGAUGAGGGUUAGUCAUGACGAUCUGUUCAAAGCUGUGAUGACAUGGGCGUCCGGGCCGGACCACUUCCUCUCCGCCGCGGAGAGGAGGGACGCUCUCCCUCACUUGUGUAAUUUGAUAGAUCCGUCACUGCUCUCCCAGGCGGUAGCAGAGCGCGCCGCCACAAUGUGGGACUCGCUUCCUCUUCCCUUCAUUGUGCAAAUCCUUGCGAGCAUCAAGGCACACCUCAGAGAGGUGCUUGACAAGCAGCUGACAGAGUUCCGCAAGGUGGAGACCGAGUUUCAUCACGCCAUGGAGGAGAAGAAGGGGAUGGAGGCGGACCUUGCCGGGCUCCGGUUAAAACGCAUGGCUUCGGACGACACACUGGCCGGCAUGAAGAGGGCCAUGGAAGAAGAGGCCAGAGAGAUGGAGCAUAGCGUCCGGGAGCUGGAAGGGCAAAUCGAGGAGAUGCAGAACAGGAUAAGAAGGUUGCAUCAGGAGAACGAAGAGUUCCGUACGGAGAAGGUUUUCAUUGUGGAUGAAGAUCUUGACAAGUACAGCUAGAAAGGGUGGGUUGGGUUGGGAACAAGGGCCGCAGCAUAUCUAUCACAAGAGAUGCGGACUCUAGGAGUCAGAAAGAAAUUCAAAGAAUACAUUUCUUAUUGACAAAUUGAAUGUGAAAUUUGAAGAGAUGCGGGCAUGGAUUACCAACACCCUGGCACUAGCUGGCAGGCCUCAGGCUGCUGCUGCACAGAAAACCUGACAAAGGAGGUUUGAAAUAAAUCAAGAAAUAAUUUAGAG